Lasiodiplodia theobromae is the source of this 1551-nucleotide messenger RNA. RefSeq names its product Glycoside hydrolase family 71. The record is from RefSeq and is a predicted model, not a curated record. Bases 1 to 1551 code for a protein of 516 amino acids. The transcript is spliced from 2 exons. Gene Ontology annotation, molecular function: glucan endo-1,3-alpha-glucosidase activity. NCBI's taxonomy places the organism in Eukaryota, Fungi, Ascomycota, Dothideomycetes, Botryosphaeriales, Botryosphaeriaceae.
AUGCGUGUCAGGACUCUACGGUCUCUGGCCAUUGGCACUGCGGCAUUGCUGUGUGGCAGGUCACUUGCUGCAGAUGUCAAGAAAGCAGUGUUUGCUCACUACAUGGUUGGAGUUAUCCACGAAGACCAUGUUCAUCAGGAUGUCGACGAUGCAGUCGCCAUGGGCUUGGACGGCUUUGCUCUGAACAUUGGAGACCCGUCUACCCAGUUCACUCGCGAUGUGUUCAACAACAUGUUCGACUACACUCGUGACAACCACCCCAACUUCAAGCUGUUCAUCAGCAUGGACCUGUGGUCUAACAACGACACAAUAAACUUCGACGGCUACUUCACCGACUUCCUCGGCCACGACGCCUACUACAAGGGCCCCAACGGCUACCCGUUCGUGAGCACCUACGGCAACGGCGGCUUCUCCGAAAAGGUCUGGAAGAACUGGCGCAACCGCUGGGGCGACAAGGUCUACUUCGUCCCGGACUUCGCCGGCAUGAUCGGCGAGGGCAACCAAACCGCGAGCUGGUGGAAGAAGUGGGACGACGUCAUCGACGGCCUCUUCAACUGGGAGGCCGCCUGGCCGGAGCGCGGCCUGUCCACGACGCCCAGCAUCGCCGCCGACAAGGUCCAAAUCGACUCGACCAACUCGCAAAACAAGACGUACAUGAUCGGCCUCAGCAUGCUCCAGUACAAAAACUCGUACGGCGCCAACAUCUACCGCGCCGGCGAAGAAAACCUCUCCUGGCGCAUCCACAACAUCCUCAACAUGACCUCCACGCCCGCCUUCGCCCAACUCCUCACCUGGAACGACGGGCCCGAGUCGCACUACGUCGGCACCAUCUGGCCCGAGAUGAACAACGACACGGACCCGGACCGCUACGCCACCCAGGAAGCCGCCCCGCACAACGCCAUCCGCCCCGUCCUCGCCUCCUUCAUCGCCGCCUUCAAAGCCGGCCUCGGCGCCGCCGACAUGCAGCCCUACGGCGAUUCCGACGCCGACAAGGCCGCCGUCGGCGCGCUGUGGUACAAGCCCAUCACCGCCGCGACGGAGUGCGCGAACGAGGACUCGGGCGAGCUGCAUGACGAGAAGCCGGAUGGGUACGAGGUCGCGGCGGACGUCGCGGCGUGGGCGGUCGUCGUGCAUGCGGAUGCGGGGGAGGGGCAUACGCUGCGUGGGUUUAGUGGUGGGGAGAAGGUUGGCGAGGUGGAUCUCGUGCCGGGCUUCAACUUUGGCAACUUCAGUGCGUUGCGCGAGGGCGCGCAGUGCAUGGAGGUCAGGGAUAAGGAUAGCAAUCUCGUUGCUGUCGCGCGCGGUGGCGGCGAGGUGACGAGCGAUUGCCCCGAUGGCAUCUACAACCUUAAUCCCCAGGUGGUCGGCUUGUCAGAUGAUCUGAGCGAUGGUGGGUGCGCGGGUAAGGAGGAUGAUGGGGGCGCUGAUGAUAGCAGCAGCAAUGACGACGAUGAGAGCUGGGGCAUCAAGGGCGCGGCGUUGGAUCGCGUUUGCUUGGUGUCUGCGCUGGUGGUGUCGUUUGUGUGGGUCACGGGCUUGGUGGGCUUGUGA